Molecule: messenger RNA, 663 nt
Organism: Helobdella robusta
Lineage: Eukaryota; Metazoa; Annelida; Clitellata; Rhynchobdellida; Glossiphoniidae
Exons: 6
Biological process (GO): GMP salvage; hypoxanthine metabolic process; guanine salvage
Molecular function (GO): magnesium ion binding; hypoxanthine phosphoribosyltransferase activity
Source: RefSeq, a predicted model, not a curated record
AUAAAAGACCUUGAUAAAGAGUACAAACCAGAACUGUUUAGCAUCCCGAAACAGUAUGAAAGAUAUGUGGAGAGUGUCAUUGUCCCAUAUGGGCUCAUCAAAGAUAGGGUUGAACGGCUGGCAGAAGAUAUAAUAAAAAUCUACAAAGAUAAAGAUGAACUAGUGUGUGUCUGCAUUUUGAAAGGGGCAUUUCGUUUCUACUGUGACCUCGUUCACAACCUAAGGCAGGCCAUUAGGCAUUCAUCUAAAGAGCUAGCAAUCAUAUUCGAAUUUCUGCAGCUUAGUAGCUAUGAGAAUGUGAACUCAACUGGAAAAUUAAACUUUGUAACGAUGAAGACCAUCUUUAAUAACUUCAGAGGGAGAAAUGUCCUCAUAAUCGAAGACAUCAUAGAUACCGGUUUCACGAUGAAGGAGUUAUUAAACUCAUUAAAAGAAUACAAUUGCAAAUCUGUCAAUACUGUCUCGUUAAAGCUGAAAAUAAUACCUAUGUGUAUUGAUGAAUUUUGUUUAAUUGUUCACACACCCAUAGUUGCUGGCUUUGUGAUACCGGAUAGGUUUAUCAUAGGAUACGGUGCCGACUAUAACGACUAUUUCAGGGAUUUAGAUCACAUAUGCAUCAUAAAUGAAUUGGGCAAGGAAGAAUUGAAAAAGGUCAAAGCUUGA